AUGUGUCUGUUGCGAGGCAAAUCCCAUCCUAUUCUAGCUUCGCUUUAUGUUUAUCAGCAUCUUUGGUUCGAGUUCGACGUAGUGUAUCUUCAUGCAUCUCCAUCUCUGUAUCGCGUAUCAUCUAAGUACUAUAUUACUUUGAUUUUUUUUCCCCUUCAUAGUAUUCUACUCGAACCCGAAUCGUCCCAGCCGAUGCGGCCUGGCCGCGGUGCAGGCAGCAGACCCUCAGCCUUAACCUUAACCAUAGUAUUUGGCUCUUAGUCUUUCUUGAUCUUUCAACAACAAGCUAAGAACAACAACAAGCGAAGAAAUAAAAGAGAUUCAGCAAAGUCCAAUCUAAGUAGCGGCACAACUUCAGAAAGCAGUGGCAAUCACAGGCUGAAAGAGGCGCUUAUUUUUUUGUAUGACUCGACAUGACUUUCCACGAAUUCUUCUAGACACCAUCUUCGAACCUCCGACAGCAUCUUCGAACCUCUCUAAUCACGACCUCCGACAUCAUCUUCGAACGCACCACGUAGACCUACCUCUUGCCAGGCACAUGAAUUAAUCAAUCGAACCGCAUCGAUAUCACCAGACUCAUUCCAAUACAGGGAACAUGAUAGUGACUCGUCGGCGUUUUGCUCAGUUCUGUUGAGCGACGCAUCUUUCCUCAAGCACAACCUGAUGGAUUCGUCGCUGUUCUUUCACA
This is a messenger RNA of Amoebophrya sp. A25, 688 nucleotides long. The record is from the annotation of a GenBank genome assembly. Lineage: Eukaryota; Dinophyceae; Syndiniales; Amoebophryaceae.